AUGGAGAAACCUACUGCUACACCAAACAACUACAGCCACCCUCAGCAGGGCUACUACGCCGAGCAGGGUCAGCAACAUCCUGAGCAGGUUCAUUAUCCUGAGCAGACCCAGCAACAACAACCGCCCCAAUACGAGAACCACAACAUGGGCAGCUCCCCUCUUGCUCAACCACCUCUUACACACCAACAUGAUCAGCAAGAUCGUAACUUCAACCCUCAUCAGCAACCGCCACAGGGUCAGCAGAAGGGCGGUUUCCCACCAACCCAACAACAAAACUACCAGAGUAUGCCGAUCCAGAAUCUGCAGAGUCAAAGUGCACCGGUAGUUUGUCCCAGUUGUGGUGUUAGAGCCAUGACUGUCACAAAGGCUGAGUCUGGCGGAAUGACGCAUGCUAUUGCUGCAGGUGUUUGUUUCUUUACCUGUCUGGGAUGCAUUCCUUACUGCAUCUCUUCUCUUAAGGACGUUCAUCAUCAAUGUGGAAAUUGUAACAUGCCACUUGCCGAUUACCACCGAAGUGGUCGAACAGAAGUACGCUGCUUCCAGAAGUAA
Molecule: messenger RNA, 549 nt
Organism: Fusarium coffeatum
Lineage: Eukaryota; Fungi; Ascomycota; Sordariomycetes; Hypocreales; Nectriaceae
Exons: 4
Coding region: 1-549 (182 amino acids)
Molecular function (GO): zinc ion binding
Source: RefSeq, a predicted model, not a curated record